AUGGCCUUUAUCAACAUCUCGACAGUAUACCGCUCUCGAUGGAAUUUCAAUGCUGUGGAUGUUAGCGAGCCCGCACUCGCCCGCUCCAGCGAAUCAAACAGAUGGCAAAGCAGUCCAAAGAGCGAACAUCGGGUUUCCAAGCGGAGACCACCCGCAAACAUGGCCCAAGCAGGGUCAGAGAACGUGGAAAGUCCUGGCUCGCUUGAUGAUGAUACCCUCAGUGCACUGCUAAAGGAGCGCUCCGCACUGCGCUCACAGAUCGCACAAUUAGAAGUCGCUCUCGCUCUGUCGAAGCCUUCAGCGUCACAUGAAGCAAGAACGGUUGAAGACUCCUCUCAGCCUGAGUUUGAGGAGCUUGUCCCAGCUUUGGAGCAAUUUGAUCUCGACCCGAAAUUCGAUUCAAACGCAAAUCCUGUAUUGCAGCAACUGUGGACCCCGGGUAAUGACCCAUUAUAUAUGCUUCUGCCAACAAGAUCUGCAAGCCGCACGUUGGUAGAGUUUGCACUAACGACAUUCGGAUGGCUCCAUUGCGCUGUUAGAGCAGAUUGCUUUCUAGAGCAACAUGAGAACUUUUGGAACCACCUUGAAGCUGGCCAUACUGUUGAGGAGGAACAGAGGCCUUGGUUAUCGCUUUGGCUCUCGCUUCUCUCAGUUGGUCUGAUGUAUAUCAGUGCCGAUGACAUACCUGAUCAGACGGAUCUGCCAAGAGAUAUCAUUUCGGAACCGGCUGAUAAGAUAGCUUAUGCUGUCGACGUUUCUCGUAUGUGGUACGAAUCAGCGUUGCAAGAGCUGCAUCGAUCUAGUUUUCUGAGGAAACCCACAAUUGAGUCCAUCCAAACAAUCCUUGUGUUGACUUUAUGCAACAGUAAUAACGGUGAACACCAGCAGGAGUGGGUAUUGCUUGGUGCAUGCAUUAAUAUGGCUCGCUCCCUAGAUAUGCAUAGACUGGGAAGUGAGCAGUCGUUUUCUAACGACCUCUCUACGAGGCCAGUGUGGGCUACACCAGCGAACAGGGAGCUUGGCAGACGCAUGUGGUGGAACCUGGUCAUAUGCGACUGGCUAGGUCCGUGGUCUCGACCACCUUCCAUUUCACCAGCCUCGUUUUGCUGUUCGAUUUCUGGAAACGGUAGAUUUGACCACGAAGUACUGCCAUCCUCUUCAAGUGGCGGUACAUCUUCCAGUCCUUCGCCGGUACAGUAUCUGACCGUCAUGGCGAGGCUAGCUUACAUCUUCUACAUUUACUUCAAAGCCAACGCAACGCGAACAGCGAUGAAAACAACCAAAGCCCUUGAUGAAAUUGACGCAGUCCGCAGAAGCCUCCCAUUGCACCUUUCCCCACACUUUCCGGCAAAUAGCGAUGACUUCGAAUGGGAGAAGCAGCACCCGUGGGUCACCUUCCAACGUUAUCAGAUCUCUGUGGUGAUCGACUUCAUGGUCCUUGCCACUGCUCGUUCGCUUGCUAUUGCAAGGCACAUCGAAGAUAAGCAGAAAUAUCGUACAAUUGCUACUGCUGCCGCUCGACGGUUAUUGCUGAGUUUCACCGGCACGGCGCCUCGGUUUUUUAAGCUACUGUGGUCAUCCUCCGCUUCCGCAGUUGCAGCAGGUAUAUUUUUAACGCUUGAUUACCUCAUAUCUCAGAGCAUGAACGAGCCAAAGUCCGCCCAAUAUCUGAACGAAUUGCUUGCGUUAAUUCAAAGUGCAAUUUCUAUCAUGCGCCAGAACUCGGUGGUCACUGUUCAUGCUGAAAAUGGAGUGACAAUCUUGCUCGAGCUCUGCAAUAUCUGUCAGCAGUGGCCACAGACUCCGCUUGGAACUGAGUCACUUUCUUUACAGUCUCUACUAUCUUACGUCAAAAACAAAGCGAGAGAUGAGCCCGGUCCAGAUCUGAGUCAUGCGAGCUUUGUUCUUACUGAUAUGCUUUCUCCUUGGCCUUCGGGUUCCGAAGAACAUUUCGGAUCUUCACAAGGGUUCAGAUUAGGAUUUGACUUUGAUUCUCAAGUUUCUAUGUAUAGUACAGAUUCUAUGCUGAACACCGGGGAAUUCUAG
This is a messenger RNA of Verruconis gallopava, 2046 nucleotides long. RefSeq lists its product as uncharacterized. Lineage: Eukaryota; Fungi; Ascomycota; Dothideomycetes; Venturiales; Sympoventuriaceae. The coding region runs from base 1 to 2046 and encodes 681 amino acids. The transcript is spliced from 3 exons. The record is from RefSeq and is a predicted model, not a curated record. Gene Ontology annotation, biological process: DNA-templated transcription. Gene Ontology annotation, molecular function: zinc ion binding; DNA binding.